AUGAACUCGUUAAAACGCUUGAUGAAGGAGUACAAAUCCGUCCAGGACCACCAGUCUGCCAACACACUCCCACCAAAUAUUGUUGAUCUACAGCCCAGUAAACCUUCUCCUGACGCCGAGGUUGACAUGCACCAUUGGGAUUGCACGAUCAGCGGGCCGGAAGACUCUCCUUACGAGGGUGGGACCUGGGUGCUCAAAAUUGAUGUGCCGCCCACUUAUCCCACCCAGCCUCCGAAAAUAUCCUUUGUGACCCAAAUCAUCCAUCCGAACAUCAACUUCGAGACCGGUGAGAUCUGUCUUAGCUUGCUCGACGCCAGUGCCAAGGAUGGAGGCUGGUCUCCCGCGUGGAACCUCCUAAACGCGGCCAUGGCGAUUGUUCUGUUAUUGACGGAUCCGGAGCCCGACAGUCCGUUGAACAUUGAUGCCGCAAACUUGUACAGAUUGGACAAGCGUGCGUAUGAUUCGCUAAUAAACUACUAUGUUCACAAGCUAGCCGGUGGAGUCGGGAGCCAAUCGUGA
Babjeviella inositovora NRRL Y-12698 is the source of this 519-nucleotide messenger RNA. RefSeq names its product E2 ubiquitin-protein ligase peroxin 4 (gene PEX4). NCBI's taxonomy places the organism in Eukaryota, Fungi, Ascomycota, Pichiomycetes, Serinales. Gene Ontology annotation, molecular function: ubiquitin conjugating enzyme activity. Gene Ontology annotation, biological process: protein polyubiquitination. The coding region runs from base 1 to 519 and encodes 172 amino acids. Gene Ontology annotation, cellular component: nucleus. The transcript has a single exon. The record is from RefSeq and is a predicted model, not a curated record.